Molecule: messenger RNA, 1602 nt
Organism: Ascochyta rabiei
Lineage: Eukaryota; Fungi; Ascomycota; Dothideomycetes; Pleosporales; Didymellaceae
Exons: 3
Coding region: 1-1602 (533 amino acids)
Biological process (GO): transmembrane transport
Molecular function (GO): transmembrane transporter activity
Source: RefSeq, a predicted model, not a curated record
AUGGCAACGCCAGCGACAUUCCCCAACCCUACACGGGAAGCACAGGGCCUUCAGAAUGAGAGGGCCAGCGAAGCCUAUCAGCACGGACAAGAUGCCGACACAUACACCGCAGACGUAGAGAAAGGCGCACAAAGCCAAGCACUAUCAACACACACUGACAAAGGCACACUGAGCGGCGACGCAGCUGCACAAGAGGUACGAGAUUCGAACGUCGUCGACUGGGACGGACCAGACGAUCCUGCAAAUCCUCUCAACUGGCCAGCGAAAAAGAAAUGGUCCAUCAUCGCCGCGCUGGGGGCUGUCACCUUCAUCACACCUCUAGCUUCAUCAUUUUUUGCACCUGGUGUGCCGCAGGUCAUGCGUGCUUUCCAGGAGGAGUCCAACCUCAUGGCUACGUUUGUCGUGUCAGUCUAUCUCCUCGGAUUCGCCAUUGGCCCCCUCGUCAUCGCACCCAUGUCUGAGAUGUACGGACGCGUGCCCAUCUACAACAUCUGCAACGUUCUCUUCAUCGUCUUCAACAUUGGCUGCGCCUUGUCCCGAUCCAUGGGCAUGCUGAUUGCUUUCCGACUGCUGGCUGGCUGUGCUGGUGCUUCCCCGUUGACAUUAGGUGGGGGGACGAUCGCCGACAUGUUUCCCCCGCAACAACGCGCUGGUGCCAUGGCCAUCUACUCCAUGGGUCCUCUGCUUGGUCCGAUCGUUGGUCCCGUGUGCGGUGGAUUCCUCGUCGAGUCGCUCUCCUGGCGCUGGGUGUUCUGGAUCCUGGCCAUCUUCGGCGGCGUCUUUGGUGUCUCUCUCGCUCUCGUUGGGCGUGAGACGUUCCACCAAGCUAUCCUGGACAAGAAGGUGGCUCGUCUGCGCAAAGAGACGGGCAACAUGGAACUCCGCUCGAAACUCAACAACGGUCUGUCACCCAAGGAGGUGUUCUUGCGCGCCAUUGCGCGCCCCAUGAAGAUGCUUUUCUUCUCGCCUAUCGUGUUUCUCAUGUCGCUGUACAUCUCCGUGAAUUACGGUAUCUUGUACCUGUUCUUCACAACCAUGACUUUUGUGUUUGAAGGACAAUACCACUUCUCUUCCGGCGCCGUCGGGCUUGCGUAUCUGGGUAUGGGCGUCGGCAUGAUCCUAGGCAUGGGCGUGCUCGGAACAACGUCAGACAAGAACAUCAAGAAGCACCAGGCCAAGGGCAACGCGAAGCCCGAACACCGUCUUCCCAUGUUCCUCACCAUCCCAGGUGCUGUCAGCUUACCGUUCGGUAUCUUUCUCUACGGCUGGACGACUUACUACGGCGUACACUGGAUCGCACCUAUCAUCGGCACAGCCUUCAUCGGCGUAGGCAACCUCACCGCCAUGAUGACCAUCCAGACCUACCUCGUCGACGCCUUCACCGUGCACGCCGCGUCCGCCAUUGCCGCAAACACGGUCCUGCGCUCCGUCUUCGGCGCCGUGCUGCCCCUCGCCGGGCUCGACAUGUACGAUAAGCUCGGCCUGGGCUGGGGGAACUCGCUGCUUGGCUUUGUCGCGCUGUGCUUCAUCCCCGUGCCCGUGCUGUUCAGACUCUACGGAGAGCGCAUCAGGACGAAUCCCAGGUUCCAGGUGCAGUUCUAG